Dacryopinax primogenitus is the source of this 1944-nucleotide messenger RNA. RefSeq names its product Rad17-domain-containing protein. The coding region runs from base 1 to 1944 and encodes 647 amino acids. NCBI's taxonomy places the organism in Eukaryota, Fungi, Basidiomycota, Dacrymycetes, Dacrymycetales, Dacrymycetaceae. Gene Ontology annotation, biological process: mitotic DNA replication checkpoint signaling; DNA repair; DNA damage checkpoint signaling. Gene Ontology annotation, molecular function: chromatin binding. The record is from RefSeq and is a predicted model, not a curated record. The transcript is spliced from 11 exons.
AUGGCUCCUGGUGUGGCCAGAAAGGGCCCAGCGACAAAGAAAGGCAAGACCGACAAGCCGACCCCUAAGCAUGUGCAACUUGGCCUCGCUCCUGUCCAUGGAACUCAGAAGCCGUUAAGGCAGACUUCUCUGCCCAGAUUCUCGGUUCCUAUAUCUCCGUCAUCCUCUCAGGACGUUGACAAGACCACUCCUGUGCGGGUUGAGCAUCCAGCGUCCUCUCCGAAGGGGAAAGAGAAAGCGGUUGAGGUAGACGAUGACAAUAAUCAAAUGUGGGUGGACAGAUAUGCGCCGACGAGUUCAGAGAACCUUGCUGUCCACAAGCGCAAGAUCGAUGAAGUGAGACAUUGGCUUGACGAAGCGAUUACUGGUGGUCCAACCGGCAAGUUGAAGAGAUAUCGUAGGCUCCUCGCGUUGACGGGUCCUGCGGGUGCCGGAAAGACGGCCACAAUUCAAGUACUUGCGAAGGAGUUGGGAAUUCAGAUUACCGAGUGGCGAAAUGAUUCAGACGUGCCUUUAUUCCAGCCUCUCUCGCACGAGAGCUUUGAAUCCUCAUCAUUCCGCUUCGAGACUUAUCUAUCCCACACGCAUUCCGUUUUGCCUUGGAGUCCUCCCAACCCUUCCACCGCUGGGACGUCCGCUGCUCGGCUUCUGUUGCUCGAGGACUUGCCCAAUGUUUUGCAUGCCGAUACCCGUCAAGCAUUCCAAUCGUACAUACAGGGUUUGGUCGAGAGUGGUACGGGUCCACCUAUAGUGCUGAUUGUGAGUGAGAGUGGGUCAAGGGCAAUGGGGGCAGACACGUGGAGGAGGGAAGAGAAGUGGGACAUUAGGAAUAUCCUGGGUCCCCGGUUGAUGAAUAGUCCUUAUAUGAUGGAGAUUCAGUUCAAUGCAGUGGCCCCGACCAUCAUGCACACCGCCCUCUCACGAAUACUAUCGCAGACGCAUCCAACGCCCGCUAGCUUACGACCAUCACCGGAGACUCUAGAUAUCAUCGUGGAAGGUUCAAAUGGGGACAUACGAAGCGCUAUCAGUGCGUUGCAAUUUGCCUGUCGGUUGCAGAUGGCGGAAGGGGUCAAAGGCGGAGGAAGUGGGAAAAGAAGGAGAGGAAAGAAGGGAAAACCUGGAGAUGAGGUCAGGAGAAUAAUUGAAGGUCUUACACGGAACGAACAAAUACUGGCACUUUUCCACAUCAUCGGGAAAAUACUGUACAAUAAGCGAUACGGUGAUCCCGAAGAGAAGGAAGAGCAACACCCUAAAGCGUUGGAAGAACAUGCUCUUCCUCUCCCGCCCCAUCUGCAUGAGUUUCGGCGGCGACCCUCAAAGGUUGAUCCAAACGUGCUAUACGCCGAUUCUCCUGUAGACAUUUCUUUACUAUCAACCUAUUGUCAUCAGAACUAUCCGCAGUUUUGUACUGAGAUGGACGAAAUGGAAGCAGGCGCGGAAUGGAUAAGCUACAGCGAAGCAUUUUCAUUAGAUCCAGAACAUUUCAAUCCUCAACUUCCUGAAUACGCAUUUCACCUCCUAAUCCGUGGGAUGCUGAUGUCUCUACCAUCGCCCGUUCCAAGGCGCAAUCAGAAGUUACUCAAAAGCGCUUUCUGGGAAAUCAAUCGAAAAGAAAGGGAUGCGCAGGAGUCACUUCGAUCAUGGUCGCACCACAAUCUGGAAGCUGCCCGAGAGCACCGAAGUACCGAGAUGCUGGAACGGGCAUGGUUGAUGCGACGUGUUGGAUCAGUACAGCCUAGGGAGGUGCUGGAACUAGCUUACAUGCCUUGGAUGCCGCCGAUACGAGGCGGUGAAGUUGGACAGCAGCUGCUGGAAGGAGAAGUCCCAGAUAUGGAGCCGGACAUGCCAAUUUCCCAACGCCACAAGGUGGAAGUGGACGACGGCGAGGAUCAGGAAGCUGAGAACGGGCAUUGGCUAGAGGACGACGACAUCGAGAGCGAGUAG